Molecule: messenger RNA, 2360 nt
Organism: Limulus polyphemus (Atlantic horseshoe crab)
Lineage: Eukaryota; Metazoa; Arthropoda; Merostomata; Xiphosura; Limulidae
Product: MPN domain-containing protein-like
Exons: 14
Coding region: 251-1732 (493 amino acids)
Biological process (GO): double-strand break repair
Cellular component (GO): BRISC complex; BRCA1-A complex
Molecular function (GO): polyubiquitin modification-dependent protein binding; metallopeptidase activity
Source: RefSeq, a predicted model, not a curated record
GCAUAAUGUUAACGACAGACGAACAAAGUAGACAAGAAAAGGUGUUAGAUAUAAUCCAACUUAUUCUGUUUAGUUUUUUGUAAGUUGUAGUUAGGGUAACCUGUCAGCAGUCGUAAAACUUAAAGUUAUAAGUUGAUAUACAGUAAAUAUUAAGAUUUGCAAAGUAAACUAAAUACUUAACUAUAACGACUACUAGUAGUGUCGAAAAAGAAAACUUCGUACACGGUAGAGUGAAGUGUAAAUUUCUUUUAUGUCGGCAAUGGCCAGUGAAAGUGUUGGUAAGCUUGAACCUGGGAUGGAAGAUAGUGGGUAUCAAAUGGAUAAUUCUGGAGAUGAAGAUGACUUUGAGGAUGAAGAUGUUGCCGAAGGUACCAGUGGACCCAGUGGGGAUCAGCUGAAUGCACGAAGGAUGUUAAGUGGUAGAGGAGUCACACUGAUGAUGUUAAUAAAUGAAGGCAUAAUUGAAACUGGUGAUGGUGUGUUGACUAUUGACUAUUUGGGGAGCAAGUUUGUUGGUGACUUGUUACCAGGUGGGAAAAUCCGUUGGCAGGACUCAAAAGAAAUAUUUUCUUCUCCCAGUGCUUGGGCAACUCACUGUAAGAAAAUACUUAAUCCUGAGAAAAAGUCAGGAUGUGGAUGGUCAACUAUUCGGUACAAAGGAAAACGACUUGAUUUGUUCAAGACUAUUUGGUACAGGAAACAAAGGAAGCAGCAAAUGGGUGCUGGGAAAACUUCCACCCACGUUAUGGACUCCGAGAACAAGAGUGGAACUCAGACAGAAACAAGUUUGAAGGAAAGUAGGUCAGAAACACGGGAAACUUCUCUAAAACCUACUGGAAUUUUCCACAGUAAGAUUCUUCAGCAGAAGUCUAGUUCAAAUAGAUUAGUGGUCAACCACUGUGUCCUAGGUAAUCGUACACCAGAACAUGACAUGAACACCCUUGUGACCUGUACUCCAUUCACUGCCAUGGACCGUAUCCAGCCUUUUACCGUUACCAUUGCAACUAAUUGUUUAUUGCUAAUUGAUUUCCACUGCCAUCUUUCUAACAGUGAAGUUGUAGGCUAUCUUGGAGGAAGCUGGGACAUUGCAUCUCAUAAUCUUGCUCUUCUUCAGGCUUUUCCUUGCCGAUGUAGACUGGGAGAUAAAGAUAAUGCAGGGGCAAUAGAGGAAGAGAUCCGUCAGUCUUUGGAGCAGCGCCAUCUAACAUUAGUGGGGUGGUAUCACAGUCACCCAACUUUCCCUGCCUAUCCAAGCAUCAAGGAUAUUGACAGUCAGAUGGAGUAUCAAAUUACUAUGAAGGGUGACAGUGACUCUGCAUAUACUCCUUGUUUGGGACUAAUUAUAUCUCCAUACAACAAGCAAAGAAAGUCGUGUGAAGCAGAAUACCAGGCUUAUUGGGUGAUGCCUCCUCCUGAGCAUCGUCCUCAGGAAUAUGGUCAUCCAAUGCAGAUGGCAUACAAUAUUGCUCAUGAUUCCUUCCUUACUCAAGAUCUGUUGAUGGAAAUGAGACUUCUUGCAGAUUUUUACAGAGGAGCUGAAGACUUUAUCAUUUUUAAGAAAGAAUAUCAGAGUGGUAGUGCUACGUAUUGGCAAAAACUUCAAAAGUCUCUCACUCCAAAGCUUCCUCAAGAUUUACAGGUUACUGGAGCCCAGACACCUACACAGAGUCAAGCCCAAGCUCAAGCUGUAGCACACUUCUGGGACUUUGUUAGGGGUCUUGUGAUGGUUUAGUUUUUGGAAUAAGGAAGGUUUUAAUAUAAAUACUAAAGUAGAAUGUAAUUUUACACAUUAACAAUCAGGUUGUUUUUUCUAGUGCAUGUAUUAUGUUUAUUGUAGUGUGUAGAGAUUUGUAAGCUGUUUUAGGACCAUUUGAUUGUUAAAGAUGGAUAUAUCUUUCAGUUCUUCAAGUAGUCAUUCAUGUACCUAGCUCUUGCAUGAAAUUGAAGUAAUGUACAUUGCAGUAAAACUGAUUGUAAUGCUUGUAUCAUUAGGUCUUACUGCACGAGUUCCCAAACAUAAUAUAGUAAAUACCUAAUUCAGUCAGACUACUUUGACUAGUGAAAACAAAUUAAAUGUACAUUUUAGGUUGUUUGAUCCAAAAAGAAUUUCUGAUGUGGUUUUAUUAUUCAGAGAUGUACUGUACAUUCCUUUGCACUAAGCAAUGCAUGCAAAGGAAGGACUUCAAGAAACUGUGGAUGACUUUAACAAAUAGUUCAAUUUUUUCAUUGUAUGAAUAUUAAAAUGAGAAGAAAUAAUAUUUUGAUAGGAACAGAAAUGUUACUGAAUAUUGACAGACCCUUUUAUACACAAAAUACAAGACUAUACUGCAUUUGUAGUUUAAAGUCGCUAGGUUUUCAGA